Aspergillus uvarum CBS 121591 is the source of this 1522-nucleotide messenger RNA. RefSeq lists its product as uncharacterized. Bases 473 to 1315 code for a protein of 280 amino acids. The record is from RefSeq and is a predicted model, not a curated record. Lineage: Eukaryota; Fungi; Ascomycota; Eurotiomycetes; Eurotiales; Aspergillaceae. The transcript has a single exon.
CCUCAGACCGCAACCAGCCACUAAAUCACUCUCAUCACGACAUACACAUACACUUACAUCCCGCACCACUAACACAUCCAUCCACCAACUACUGUUUGACUAUUGAAAGUGCAUGAUUGUCAGUGGAGACAUUGGGACGCCAGGAACCCCUACCAGCUCGACAACAACCAGAUAUCAGUCUUUUUCUCAGCUGUCUGCGUCUGCACACUGCAUCAGUCGCAAACGCACUAGACUGAAAGAUAAGGCGCUGCUGCUGCGAUCCAUUAUUGAUCCGCCUGCAGCGAUACCAGCGACCCUUGACUCACCGCCCCGCCAUCCGCCAUAAGGUUGAUUGGUCGAUAGGUCGACCGCCGGAAGGAGGAAAGGCAGCCUGAGUCACCGCGCCGCGCAAAGCGAACGAGUCACCUCUAAGCCUCUAAGUUCGGCGAUCCUUAGCAAGCACAUCAACACGGCCCUCCCGGAGAUUUGCACCAUGGCAACUCCUGCUUCCCCCACAAUUUCUACUUCUACUCCCUCCUCCCACCCUCCCUCUUCCUCUUCUCUUCCCUCCUCCACUCCUUCUCUCAGCUCCUACUUCACCUCUCUGGCCCGCCGUCGCCAACAAAAGAAAAUGAGCAUCACUCAAACCUACUAUCUCGCCCACACCGCCCGCAAGAAGCUCACCCGUGAAGCUUCCCGGGCGGACCAUGAUCUCCGCCUUCUGGUUGGCCACGCCAACCUCCUCGACUCGCUCAUGCUGGAGCUGGCUGAUGCCGAACGUGAACAAGAACAUUGGUUCAACCAGACCGUCAGCGGUGUGACCAAGACAUCCCACCACUCCGAGCCUCGACACAUCCAAUGGGCGGAGACAGUCGUUGAGGACCCGGAGGAGGACUGGGAUCCCGAGGACCUUUCUGACGCCGACUCCGACGUCAGCGAGGAUGACUCCGACUACGACGAAGAUCAGUAUGAGCCCACUACUUACAGUCCGGUGCGACGACGGGCUCCCUCCCCGGUGGCCAUCAUCACCGAGAAGGAAAUCGAGGAGGAUUACGACUCCGAUUCUGAUUCCGACUUUGAGUACGACGAUGAGGAGGAUCUGGAAGAAUUGACCCUGACCCGCUCACCUUCCCGGCAAACCCCGCCCGAGCUGCUGUCCGACUCCGAUGGAGAGUCGGAAGACGACACUAUGCCCCCCUCACCUCCUCAACCAACCCUGGAAACAUUCAACGAGAAGGAGCAGCAAACCGCGGAAAUCCCUCUCUCCCCGACUGAUCUGGAGAAUGGCUACUACGUUCCCGGCCCGGCGCCAAGUGCGAUGCUUGAAGCUUAUUGAUCGUACCUUGCAGCAGCGGCUGAUCCUCCAUUCUCUGUACCAUUAUCAUACGUGAUACCCUCGUCGUGGAUUGUUUCUGGAAGAACUUUUUUUUAUUACCUUGGGGCAAGUUGUCACCACCAUAGCGGGUCCGGCGUUUUUUGAAACCAAAAAUCACUUCUCUCCUAUCAUCAUGAUUCAGCAUUGUUUUGGGAUGGCAUAUUGGCA